Phalaenopsis equestris is the source of this 742-nucleotide messenger RNA. RefSeq names its product universal stress protein Slr1101-like. The transcript is spliced from 4 exons. The coding region runs from base 148 to 669 and encodes 173 amino acids. The record is from RefSeq and is a predicted model, not a curated record. Lineage: Eukaryota; Viridiplantae; Streptophyta; Magnoliopsida; Asparagales; Orchidaceae.
AGCAGAAAUUAUACUGUUUGGCAACAAAGCAUUUGAGGAUGAAAUCAACUGCUUGGCAUUUUCCUUUCGAUCAGGCUAAUCACACAAGCUCCAUCUAUAUAAGUGCUCCGUCCUCCAUUAACGAAAGGAGGAAGGAGAAGAGAAAGGAUGGCGGAGAAAGCCGAGGCGAUCGCCGGCGAUGCAGAGAAAAGGGUUAUGGUGGUGGCGUUCGACGAUAGCGAGCACAGCAUAUACGCGCUGCACUGGACUCUCCGCCACUUCUUCGCCGGCGCUCACGGCGGCGGCCCCCUCACAGAUGUUUAUAAACUCCUCAUCUUGCACGCUGCCGCCGGCCCUUCUCCGGUCAUCGGCCUCGGAGGCCCCGGAGUUGCUGCUGUUCUUCCCAAAGUAGAGUCAGAAUUGUGGAAAAUUUCAGAUCAAGUGAUUGAGAAGGCAAGGGAGAUAUGUGUCAGUAAUUCAGUAGUUGAUGUGGCAUAUGAGGCGAUCCAAGGAGAUGCAAGGAAUGUUAUCUGUGAUGCUGUUGAAAAGUUCCAUGCAGACGUGCUUGUUGUGGGAAGCCAUGGCUAUGGAGCUGUUAAAAGGGCUGUGCUGGGAAGCGUGAGCGACUACUGCGCACACCAUGCAAACUGCACCGUGAUGAUAGUGAAGAAACCAAAGGACAAGCAUUGAUGUCUCUCAUAGCAAUGAUGCUACAAGCUCAUAAAAACUAUUUUGUUUCAAAAUUAUCUGAAUCUAGUUUCUU